This is a messenger RNA of Solanum verrucosum, 707 nucleotides long. RefSeq names its product glycine-rich RNA-binding protein 1-like. The transcript has a single exon. The record is from RefSeq and is a predicted model, not a curated record. Bases 71 to 535 code for a protein of 154 amino acids. NCBI's taxonomy places the organism in Eukaryota, Viridiplantae, Streptophyta, Magnoliopsida, Solanales, Solanaceae.
ACUUAUAACUCUCUUUUCCCAUAAAUAUUACUCAUUCUUCUCCUCUCUCUUUCACCUAAAAAACCAAAAAAUGAAGAAAAUCUCCAUUACUACCCUCACUCUCUUAGCUAUAUUGCUCAUCAUAACAUUCACUUCUACCAUUGCUACAAGAAACAUCCACCCGAAAAAACACGGGGUUGAAAAACCAAAGAAAGGUGAAACAGGCAAUGGCGAAGUCAGAAAUAAUAAUGGAAAAAACAAUGGUGAUGGGGCUUUUGGUGGGAUUUUUGGGCCUGGUGGAGGGUUUAAUAUUCCUGGGCUUGGUGGUGGAGUAUUUGGUGGUGGAUUUGGAAGCCCAAAAGGUGGAUAUGGAAAAAGUGGAGCUGUAAGUUCCAGUGUUGUGUGUAAAGAAAACGGCCCAUGUUUGGGUAUGAAAUUAAUAUGUCCAGCAAAAUGUUAUAAAGCAUAUUCAAGUGCUGGAAAAGGUUAUGGUUUUGGUGGUGGAUCUGGUGGAUGUACUAUGGAUUGCAAGAAGAAAUGUCUUGCUUAUUGUUGAAGCAAAAAAAUAAUAAUAGCUAAGUAAGUUAUUAUAUUUAUAUUACUUAUAAUAUGUGUUGUUUGGUUGUAUUUGUUUUGUCAUGUGGAACAAUAUAUUAUGUUAGCUAAGUUCUACAUUAUUAUGAUAUAAGUAGUAGAAUUAAUGAUGAAAAAUUCAUGUUUGGGAUUGA